AUGAGCGCAUCAAUCAACUCAGAUGUGGCUCUGUUGACAGAGCACCUAACCUACAGACCAGCCGCCCUAAUCGACGACAUAGUAAACAGCAUCAAUAUCCUCGCCUUCCGAGCAAUCGACGCCGUCGAAGCCGGCCUCACGCGCGCCUCCCCAUCAGACCUAGGAUUCAAGAUCCCUUCCUCAGCCACCGCAGCAGAAACCGACGUACUGCACUCCAAGAUAAAACACGAGAUCGAAAAUGGCGUACACCAAUUAGAAACUCUGCUGGAGGCGAAAAUCGACAAGAAUUUCGACAAGUUGGAACUCUGGACCUUGAGGAAUAUCUUGUCUGUGCCACCCGAGGUGAGGGACUGGGUGCGCUUGAGUCAUUAUGAGGGCUUAGAUUUUGGGGGCAUGAGGGAGGGGGAUGGGCCGAGUGUAGAGAGUGUGGAGGUCCAGAGGAGGAGGGUAAGGGAGACGUUGAAAUUGCAUGCAUUGCUCGUUAGUGAGACGGCGAAGAAUGAUGCUACGAUUGCGGCCUUAAAGGCUUUACUCGGGAAGAGUAGUCAAGAAACCAAGAAGGAAGAAGUAGAAGGCGAGGGAACCGAGGCGAUAUAUCCGGCAUUUGGAUUCCUGCAGGAUAGGGGCGAGUUGACGGGAGAUGGGAAACACCCCAUUACGACGACGGCUUCCUUUACGAUUUCCCAGCUUCCAGCGCUGAAGGCGUUACUGCAAGAUUUGAAGCCCAGGUUGGAUGUGCUGGCGAAUGGGAAUGGGAAGGCGGGGUUGGUGGGAGAGGAGGAGAAGAGCUGGAGGAGGGAGAGGUUGGAGUUUGUGGAGAAGCAGACGAAGAGGCAUCUUGAGAGUGUGAGGGGGCUUGAACUAGGGGAUAUGGGGGAGGUGAGGGAUGGGGAGUGGCAGGGUGAGGGGAGGAAGCUUGGGAAGCAGGAAGUUGAGGAUUUGGAGAGAGUUGUGGGGAUGGUCGCUGGUGAGGAUCCUGGGGAGCCUAUGGAUGAGGGUUCGUAG
This is a messenger RNA of Lachnellula hyalina, 1005 nucleotides long. RefSeq names its product Kinetochore-associated protein (gene MTW1). The record is from RefSeq and is a predicted model, not a curated record. Bases 1 to 1005 code for a protein of 334 amino acids. The transcript has 2 exons. Gene Ontology annotation, cellular component: chromosome, centromeric region; nucleus. Gene Ontology annotation, biological process: kinetochore assembly; mitotic sister chromatid segregation; protein localization to kinetochore. Lineage: Eukaryota; Fungi; Ascomycota; Leotiomycetes; Helotiales; Lachnaceae.